GUGGCUGAGAGAGACGCGUCUUGGCUACCGAAGUGGAAGGACGUGCUAUCAUGUGCUCCCUUGUAGGGGCGGUUUCAGCGGCCCGUGUGGGCCGUGGUAUCAGGUGUACUGAAAAGCCGGCUGAAGACUACCAGGUUGUUCUGCCUCAUCUGCCCACAGGUGCUUCUGUUUUAAACACCGUUUUUUUGCAUGCCGAUGUGAAAGCCAGGCCAUAUCGAGUGGAGCAUGUCCGAGAUAGCCUUGCACGUCUUUCGUUGCUGCCGGAAGUGGUUGCCCUCGGGGCAUACCAAAUGAAUCACCUGUGGGCAGUGACGUUUAAGGAUGAGGAAGGCAAGAGGAAGAUAUUAGAAGCUGAAGCGUUCAACGUUAAAGACCACCGCUGCAUGGUCAUCGACCCGCGUGACCGAGGUGUCCGACUGAAGCUAUACUGGCUGCUUCAUGGCGUACCGGACGAAGACGUGCGAGUGGCUUUGGCGCCGUUUGGAAAAGUGACGGAAAUUAGCAGAGACAAGUGGAAGGUCAAGGGCUGCAUUGACAAAGGAUCAACCACCCGCUCGGUGACGCUGAAAUUAAAUGUGGGCCUCACUGUGGACGACCUACCACACCAACUGCGUGUUGCUGAGGAUAUGGCGCUCGUCUUCGUUCCUUGCAGAGCGCCGCUCUGCCUCCGAUGCCGUGGCAUCGGACACAUCCGGCGAGAGUGCCGCGUUCCACGAUGUGGGGUCUGUCGUCGCUUCGGCCACGAUGAUUCCCAAUGUGUGCGCUCUUAUGCCAGCGUUACAGGCCCACUCCAAAGGGACGUAGUAUCCGAACACAUGAUGGACGCCGCAGAUGCCGAAGAAGCUAGCAGGGAGGACAACGACGUGGCGAAGACUCCUGCAAAGCCCCUUGAACCCUCCCCAGGAGCUGUCCAGGAAGCGAACCUGGGGGGUGAGCCCUUGGCUGCAGCCCCGGAAACGAAGCCAGAGACUACAACAUGCGACGCAGGCGUGAAGGCAGCAAGCGCGUCAUCGUCACUGCCGCAAGAAGUCGGCCAGGAAGCAACGGACGUCGAGAUGCUUAUGACCGGAAGCAUCGCUGCAAAGCGUGCUCACGAAGACAAUGGCAAUACAGGAAUAACUACUGCGUCAGGCACCGGCGAACCUCCAACGAAGGCAUCGACUACGCGGCGGUCUAUGCUUAAACCGAAGUCGAACGUGCCGCCUGGCAGUAGGGUGGCCCCUAAAACGCCUCCGCCCUAGCGGAGGACCCGUUCCAGUAGCCUUCAACGAUGACCACAAGAACCCCACAGCUUCGAUGUGAGUAGGACGCUUGGCCAAGCAACCCCAUGAGAUGGCGUCUAACUUUAAAUCUAGCCUACGCGUUGCGACAUUGAAUGUGCGAGGAAUGUGUUCGCGCAGGCGGCAGUGCCAGAUUAGUCGCAUGCUUUUAGAGAAUGACGUUGACCUUCUGGCUGUACAAGAAACAAAAAUUGAGAGUGAGGAGCAAACAGAACAGAUGGUUCAAGUUUUUCGAUCUAGAUACAGUGUAUGUGUGUGCCAUGCUGUUGGACGGUCAGGAGGCUGCGUCAUUUUUAUUCGCAAUAGCAUAUCGGUUGUAGAAAAAGUGUCCACCUGCGAAAGUGGGAGACUUGUCGCAUGUGAUUUUAUUUUUGCUGGUCUACUGUGGCGCGCUGUGUGCAUCUAUGCACCGAACAAAAUUCAU
This is a messenger RNA of Dermacentor andersoni, 1704 nucleotides long. RefSeq lists its product as uncharacterized. The record is from RefSeq and is a predicted model, not a curated record. Gene Ontology annotation, molecular function: zinc ion binding; RNA binding; double-stranded DNA binding. Lineage: Eukaryota; Metazoa; Arthropoda; Arachnida; Ixodida; Ixodidae. Gene Ontology annotation, biological process: activation of innate immune response.